This is a messenger RNA of Mangifera indica (mango), 906 nucleotides long. RefSeq names its product ER lumen protein-retaining receptor-like. Gene Ontology annotation, biological process: endoplasmic reticulum to Golgi vesicle-mediated transport; protein retention in ER lumen. Gene Ontology annotation, molecular function: ER lumen protein retrieval receptor activity. The transcript has 7 exons. The record is from RefSeq and is a predicted model, not a curated record. Gene Ontology annotation, cellular component: cis-Golgi network; endoplasmic reticulum; membrane. Lineage: Eukaryota; Viridiplantae; Streptophyta; Magnoliopsida; Sapindales; Anacardiaceae.
AUGACAGGAACUUUCAUAUCUAUUUUGUGCUCAGACAUUGCUACCUAUUACUUCAGUUCAGGAGUUCUACCUUCAAUUUCAUUAUGUGUGUGCUUAACACAUCAGGUAAUUGCCCCAGGAAUUUCACUUAAAACUCAAGAACUCUAUGUCAUCAUCUUUGUCACUCGUUUCUUUGAUCUGUUCGCGAGGUAUGUCUCAUUCUACAACUCUGUAAUAAAGCUAGUCUUUCUUGGAACUUCAAUCGCUAUUGUUUGGUACAUGCGGUACCAUCAAGUUGCGAAGCAAACAUAUAACAAGGAUGAAGAAACCUCUAGACAUUAUUACCUGAUUCUCUCAUGUUUUGUUUUGGCGUUGUUGAUUCCCCAUGAAUUUGACUUCUGAUGAAAACUCACCCUGUUUUGACAAAUUUUGUGUAGUUUCUCUAUCUAUCUUGAAGCUGUGGCAAUCUUGCCCCAACUGGUCUUGCUGCAAAGGUCAAGCAAUAUUGACAACUUAACUGGAAACUAUGUUUUCCUGCUUGGUGCUUACCGAGCUUUAUAUAUCCUCAACUGGGUUUAUCGUUACUUUGCGAAGAACAAAAUCAGAUGGAUACCUAUUUAUGUCAAAAUGUUGAAAACAGCUUGGGUUUCAGAUCUGAUUCAGACUGCCCUCAAUGCUGACUUUUUCUACUACUAUUUUAAAAGCUGGAAGAACCAUGAGAAGCUGAAGCUGCCUGCCUGAGUUGAUCAAGUCUGUUUUGGUUUAAUGUUCUGCAAACAUAAGAAAAAUGGUCUCUCUCAUGGCUGUGUUUUUAGAUGACUGAUAAUUUCCUUAUUUCACUUUAAAUACACUAAAGUUUGGCUUCAAUGCUUGUCCUGUAUUAUUUUAAUAUCAUUACUCCGUCUGUACAACUUCAGCUAUAAUACA